CGCACCCUUCACUUCUGAACUCUUUCCCUCCUAAAGCCCGCGCCAUGAACCCAUGGCUUCCCUCCUCGCCACCGGCCCGCAGGCCCUCGCCGGCGCCGUCGAGCUCGCCGUAUCCUCCCGAUCCCUUCUCCGCGGCCGUUCCACCCACGCGCAAAUCAUCAAAUCCCUCUACCCUCUACCCCUGCCUUCUUUCCUUUCCAACCACCUCAUCAACAUGUACGCGAAGCUCGACCUCCCUUCUCCCGCCUUCCUCCUCCUCUCCCUCGACCCAUACCCCUCCGUCGUUUCCUUCACCGCCCUCAUAUCUGGUGCCGCCCAAAACAACCGCCCUCUCCUCGCCCUCAACCUCUUCCCCCUCCUACUCCGCUCCUCCGUUCGCCCCAACGACUUCACUCUCCCUUCCCUCCUCAAAGCCGCCGCUCGCCUCGGCUGCCCCCUCGCCGGCCUCCAGCUCCACACUUUUUCGCUUAAAUCCGGCCUCCUUUCUGAUGUCUUCGUCACUUCGGCCGCCGUCGAUAUGUACCACAAGACAGGUCUUGUUUCCCACGCCCGCCACCUGUUCGAUGAAAUGCCACAUAAAAAUAUAGUUGCUUGGAAUGCUGUCAUGACCAAUGCAAUUCUCGAUGGUUUCCCCGAAACUGCCAUUGACGCCUUCAUUCGCCUUCGAUUGGCUGCUGAAAUUCCCAAUGAGGUUUCUUUUUGCGCCUUCCUGAACGCUUGUGCCUCGGUGGAGUAUUUCCGGCUCGGAUCUCAGCUCCAUUCCUUCAUCAUAAGGAUCGGAUUUGAUACCAAUGUGUCUGUAGGAAACGCAUUGGUUGAUUUCUACGGAAAAUGUUCUAGCGUGGUUGAAGCAAGGCAGGUUUUUGAUAGCUUGGCCAUCAAGAACGACGUCUCUUGGUGCUCUGUGAUCGUGGUGCACGCACAAAACGCCGAAGAAGAAGAGGCCUUCCGACUUUACCUUGCAACCAGAAGGGAAGGAUUUAUCCCCACUGAUUUCAUGAUCUCGAGCCUUCUCACCACCUGCUCUGGCCUCUCCGGCCUUGAGCUCGGCCGUUCGCUUCACGCCGUGGCGGUUCGAUCCUGCAUCGACGGAAACAUCUUCGUCGGUAGCGCUUUAGUAGACAUGUAUGGAAAGUGCGGGAGUAUUGAGGAAGCCGAGCAAGUCUUCGAAUUGAUGCCUGAGAGGAACUUCGUCACUUGGAAUGCUAUGGUCGGCGGGUACGCCGCUCAGGGAAACGCUUCUAUGGCUCUCAAAGUGUUCGAUGAAAUGACGAUAAGAGAUGAAGUUAAGCCUAAUUAUGUUACUUUGGUGAGCGCAAUGUCGGCUUGUGCGAGAGGAGGAAGGUUGAAGGAAGGAAUGGAAUUGUUUGAGGAGAUGGAGGAGAGAUAUGGAAUCAAGCGGAGGAAUGAGCACUAUGCCUGUGUUGUGGACUUGCUUGGAAGGGCAGGAAUGGAGGAAAAGGCCUAUGAGAUCAUUAAGAAGAUGCCGAUGAAGCCGUCUGUGUCGGUGUGGGGAGCGCUUCUUAAUGCCUGUAGGAUUCAUGGGAAAGAAAAGCUUGGCCGAAUCGCUGCAGAGGAGCUUUUUGAAAUUGAUCCUUAUGAUUCUGGCAAUCAUGUACUGCUCUCAAAUAUAUUUGCAUCGGCUGGAAGGUGGAAGGAAUCCAUAGAAGUGAGGAAGGAAAUGAAGGAUGUAGGAAUCAAGAAAGAGCCUGGGUGCAGUUGGAUAACCUGGAAGAACUCGGUCCAUGUCUUCCAGGCAAAGGACACCAGCCAUGAGAGGAAUGCUGAGAUUCAGGGCCUGCUGGCUGAGCUUCUUCAAAGGAUGGUGGCUGCCGGUUACACUCCCGACACUCGAUUCGCUCUCUACGAGCUUGAGGAUGAAGAGAAGGAAUCAGAGCUUUAUCAGCACAGCGAGAAGCUUGCGCUCGCCUUUGGUCUCAUUUGCAUCCCUCAGGGAAUUUCCAUAAGGAUCAACAAGAACCUCCGGGUAUGUGGAGAUUGCCAUCAGGCUAUCAAAUUCAUCUCUGGGAUUGUUGGAAGAGAGAUCAUAGUAAGGGAUAAUGUUAGAUUUCAUAGAUUUAAGGACUACCAAUGCUCUUGUGGGGAUUAUUGGUGAUUGAAUUCUUUGAUUAUUCUGUUAUAAAAUCGAGUGAAUUAUUAACAUUACUGUUAUGUUAAUUCAAAAUUUGGCAUGUUCA
Molecule: messenger RNA, 2198 nt
Organism: Dendrobium catenatum
Lineage: Eukaryota; Viridiplantae; Streptophyta; Magnoliopsida; Asparagales; Orchidaceae
Product: pentatricopeptide repeat-containing protein At4g14850
Exons: 2
Coding region: 53-2116 (687 amino acids)
Biological process (GO): RNA modification
Molecular function (GO): protein binding; RNA binding; zinc ion binding
Source: RefSeq, a predicted model, not a curated record